AUGACACGAGUUGUCACAACCACUCGUACCACUUUGCCAGGUAAGGAUUCUCCUGUCGAAUCACUGGGAAGUGUCAAAGACCGAAUCGCCAAGUUCGAGCGGUUCAAGACGCUUCCAAUCGAUCCAUCCGUUGCUGGACCACCUCCAUCGGUACACGCCGUUGCCAGAGAAGACGAUGAAGAACCUGAACAAGAGACUCGUGAGGAAGUUGCUCAAUCUUCAGAAGGCAGAGAUAGUGGACGUUCUGGACAUUCUGAGCAAUCAAUCCCAGAAGUUCAAUUCACGGAAUCAGACACAGAAAUCGAGAAGCGUGACGAUGAACAUCACGAAGAGAGCUAUAUUGAACCAGCCGUCGGAAUCGUCAUCACUCCACACACUCCAGUUCCACCAGAGCAUCCAGAUGACGUUGAAGAAGUCGAAGAUGAGCAACCUCAGGAGCCACUAGAACUCUCGGAACCGGAACAUGUUGCUCACGCCGAGAUCAAGGACACACGUGAAUACAGUGACGAAGAAUUGUCCCACGAGUUGUCGCCAUCUGAGGAACACGUGUCUACAGCUGAAAUCAAAGACAUCAAGUCGUAUUCUCCGACAUCUUCUGAUGACGAAAGAGCAUCCAAAAAGGGAAAAGUGAGUCCACCGAUUCCUCAAGUACGCCACGUUAUCUCGCCAUCUGUUGCGAGUGAAAUGAGUUCCCAUGACGACGAGUUGGCCGCCCAUUUUGUGGCUGAGUCAUUUGAAAAACAAGAUGAGGGACGGGUGGAAACUAUCGAACAGACACCAAUCUAUAGAGGACAUCACUCACCAGGACAGACAUCUCCCAUCGUUUCGGAACAUCCAAUUGCUCAGGAAUAUGCUGAAAGUGUGACAAGUCAUGAUGAAGGAGACAAUCUUAGUUUGAAGAGUGGACACGAACCUGAAAUCGCUAGACACUCCGUUGCCAGUGUUCGGGAAGAAGAGGAAGAAAAGUCUGGAUUGGGAGACUAUGCAAAGAAGGCUGGAAUGAUUGUCGGAGGAGUUAUUGCUGCUCCAGUUGCUCUCGCCGCUGUUGGAGCAAAAGCUGCUUACGAUGCUCUCAAAAAGGAUAGUGAUGAUGAAGGAGAGCAACAAGAAGUUCAUGAAGAACCAGAAGUUCUGACAACUCAAACAACUAUUAUGGAGUCUCCCAUCCAACACGAGGAUAUUCCACCACCACAUUUGGAAGACGUCACUCCAAAGGUUUCACAUCACGAGCAUCCACAUGAAACCGUCACUGAAACUACUACCACUGUGACUCGCGAGUAUUACGAUGAACCAGAAUCGCCAGUCAGAGAAUCUCCAGUUCCAUCAGAGAAGGAGCCAAAACCACAUGUUGUUUCUGAGACGGUGACUACUACAACCGUCACUCGUGAGUAUCAUGAAGAGGAGGUCCCAAGCGAAUCGCACGAACCAGCUCCAUCUUCUCAUGUUGAGUCGGAACAUCGUCUGGCUGAGACACCAGUUAUGUCAGAGAAGGAACACCCUCAGGUUGUCGAGACAACAACUACAACCACCUAUGUGACUCGUAAACAUGACGAAGAAGAUCAGGAAAGUGAAUCUCCAGAAUCUGUCAAAGAAGCUCCUCAUGUCACUGAAACCACUACGACUACAACUGUGACAAGAGAAUAUGAUCAACCAGAAGAAGAAUUCGAUUCUGAAAGACUUUCGGAGCCAGCUCAUUCACCAGAACCAAUCGGAACUCCGGCUGAAAGUGAGAAAUCAAUUCCACAUGUUGUCGAGACAACUACCACGACUACAGUAACCCGCGAGUUCUACGAUGAUCAAGAAGAACCAGAGCACUGUGAUGUUUCUCCAGUCCACGCUGAACAACCGUUUGAGCAGGAUGAAGCCGCAGCUGCUGGAUCACCAAUUCCAUCUGAAAGAUCUAUUCAACAACCGGAGUCUCCAGUCGCUGAGAGGCAUUCAUCAGUACCAUCGGAGCCGAUCUCUGAGAAGGAUGCUCAUCACGUUACUGAAACCACCACAACAACUACAGUAACACGUGAAUAUUAUGAGGAUGAACCAGAAAAUCACUCCCCUGCUCCAUCUUCUCAUAUUGAAUCUGAACAUCAUAUUGCCGAGUCUCCAGCUGUUUCGGAGAAAGAACUUCCACAUGUUGUCGAGACCACCACGACAACUACAGUGACUCGUGAAUACGAAGAGGAUCCAGAAACCGAAACUACUCCAGCAGCUGCAUACGAAUUCGGAGACGAUGAGUAUGAACGACCAGAAUCCCCUGCUGAAGUGUAUCCGAUCCCAUCAGAGAAGGAACAAGAACCACAUCUAGUUUCUGAGACAACGGCGACAACUACUGUUACUCGUGAAUACUACGAUGAGCCGGAACAUGAAGAAAUUCAUGCCGAAUCUCAUUCACCAUCUCCAUCUUCUCAUGUGGAGUCGGAACGUCAGCAAUCUCCAUCCGAGAAAGAACAUGUUGUUGAGACUACUACGACGACUACAGUCACUCGUGAAUUCCAUGACGAUCAAUACGAUAGACCAGAAGCUCCUGAAGCUCACUCUCCGUCUCCAUAUGCCGCUGCUGGAUCACCAAUUCCACCAGAGAAGGAUGCUAAUCACGUUACUGGAACCACCACAACAACUACAGUAACCCGUGAAUAUUACGAGGAUGAACAAGAAAAUCACUCGCCUGCUCCAUCUUCUCAUGUUGAAUCUGAGCAUCAGAUCGCCGAGUCUCCAGCAGUGUCCGAGAAAGAAAUCCCACAUACUCUUGAGACAACAACAACGACGUCUGUGACCCGUGCCGACGACUAUGAGAGACCUGAAUCUCAACCAUCUCAGCCAUCACACAGAGCGCCAGAGUCUCCAGUGGUUUCUGAAAGACGUCAAUUCCAACAAGAAUCUGCUGUCUAUCAUUCCCAGACCGAAACUUCUCAACAACAGUACCAACCAGAAUCUGGAGAUGAAAGUGAUGGAGAAAGAUUCGGAAGCAAGGUUCUUGGAUUCGCAAAGAAGGCUGGAAUGGUUGCCGGAGGAGUUGUUGCUGCUCCAGUUGCUCUUGCUGCUGUUGGAGCCAAGGCUGCCUAUGAUGCACUCAAAAAGGAUAGCGAUGAGGAAGGAGAAAAUGAAGAGAAGAUUCAAGAACGUCACGAAGAAUCAUUCUCUCCAUCGACCCAUGCCGAAUUGGAACAUAAAGCACCAGAAUCACCGUCAGAAUCUGAGAAAGAACGCUCAAAUAUUAUUGAAACGGCGACUCGUGAUUUCGAUUAUGAAGAGGCAUCCGAUCUUGAAAAGGAUUCUCCAGUUCCAUCAGAGAAAGAUCACGAACAUCAUUUGGUUACCGAGACAACAACGACAACUACUGUAACUCGUGAAUACCAUGAUGAACCAGAGCAUGAGGAAGAACACAAAGAAUUCCAGCAGGAACCAUCCUAUUCACCAACUCCGUCUUCUCAUGUCGAGUCGGAACGUCAUCUUGCCGAAUCUCCAGUUCUGUCUAAAAAGGAACAUCCACAUGUUGUUGAAACUACAACGACUACUACCAUCACUCGGGAAAUCCACGAUGAAGACUAUGAAAGACCUGAAUCGCCAUCUUCUCAGCGAGAUCACUCAACUGCAUUAUCAGCCGAAGUUGACACUGAGAAUCGGGAUGUGGAAUCUCCAGCAACAUCUGAAAGAGAUAUCCCACAUGUUGUUGAGACUACAACCACAACAACUGUUACUCGUGAAUUAUAUGACGAGGAAAAACCUGAAGAUGUUGAAUCUUCAAUGGUUCACGAUCAAGAAGACCACCAUCAUUCUGAAUCUCCAGCAAGAUCAGUUGAAAGAUCCGAACCGAACUCCCCACAUGUCACUGAAACCAUUACGACGACAACUGUGAGCAGAGAAUAUGACGAACCAGAAGAAGGAUUCGAUUCUGAAAGACUCUCGGAGCCAGCUCAUUCACCAGAACUAGUCGAAACUGCAGCUGAAAGUGAGAAAUCUAUUCCACAUGAUCAAGAAGAACCAGAGCACCGUGGUGUUUCUCCAGUCCAUUCUGAACAACCGUUUGAGCAGGAUGAAGCCUCAGCUGCUGGAUCACCAAUUCCAUCUGAAAGAUCUAUUAAACAACCGGAGUCUCCAGUCGCUGAGAGGCAUUCAUCAGUACCAUCGGAGCCGAUCUCUGAGAAGGAUGCUCAUCACGUUACUGAAACCACCACAACAACUACAGUAACACGUGAAUAUUAUGAGGAUGAACCAGAAAAUCACUCGCCUGCUCCAUCUUCUCAUGUUGAAUCAGAACAUCAAAUCGCCGAGUCUCCAGCUGUUUCGGAGAAAGAACUUCCACAUGUUGUCGAAACUACCACAACGACUGCAGUGACUCAUGAAUACGAAGAGGAGCCAGAAACCGAAACUACUCCAGCAACAGCAUACGAAUUCCGAGACGAUGAGUAUGCGCGACCAGAAUCCCCCGCUGAAGUAUAUCCGAUCCCAUCAGAAAAGGGACAAGAACCACAUCUAGUUUCUGAGACAACGACGACAACUACUGUUACUCGUGAAUACUACGAUGAGCCGGAACAUGAGGAAAUCCACCGUCCAGUUCCAGAAUCUCCUGUUGCUUCUGAGAAGGAAUUCCCUUCCGAAACCAAGUUGACGCAGGAUUCUCCAGCUGCCCAAUACUUCCAUGAACAACCAGAACAUCAAACAGAAUCUCCAAUUCCAACUGAAAAAGCUCCACUUUUCUCCGAACAACAACAACAGCCAGAAUCUGGAGAUGAAAGUGAUGGAGAAGGAUUCGGAAGCAAGGUUCUUGGAUUCGCAAAGAAAGCUGGAAUGGUUGCCGGAGGAGUUGUUGCUGCUCCAGUUGCUCUUGCUGCUGUUGGAGCCAAGGCUGCUUAUGAUGCGCUCAAGAAGGAUAGUGAUGAUGAAGGAGAAAUAGAGGAGCCAAAGCAUAUCCAAGUGUCUUCCGUUGAAACUACCACCACCGCUGAACAUGAUGCCGAGACCAUCCCAACCUCCGUUGUUCGUGAACACUUUGGAGACCUUCCGAAGGAGACCGAAGAGACAAUGGAGGAAAAACACCCUGAACAAGCAGAGGAUCAAAGCGACGCUUCUGAUGACAGUGAAACCACAACUUCCGUGAGCCGUGAAAUCCAUGAGGACGAACCACAUCUGAUUGAGACAACUACAACUACUACUGUAACCAGUGAAUAUCACGAUCAACCAGAAGAAGUUGAAGAGUCGGAUGUCAAAGAAACGACCACAACGACAACAGUGACUCGGGAGUACUACGAAGUGGAACCAGAAUCCCCAACUGACAAGAAUUCAGAAGACAAUGAUCGUGAUAGCCCAGUUGAAAGUGAAAAGUCUGUUCCGCAUGUGAUGGAGACCACAACAACGACUACUAUGUCCCGAGAGUUCAUUCGUGAGGAAGAUCCAAGACUCGAACAAAUCGAGCAUCACAGAGAAUCUCCACUUGGACAAGACCAUGAUGAUCUUCAACGUUCUGAAUCUCCAGCAAGAUCAGUUGAAGGAUCUGAGAAACACUCCCCAUAUGUCACUGAAACUACCACGACUACAACUGUGACACGAGAAUAUGACGAGCCAGAGGAAGGAUUCGAUUCCGAAAGACUCUCGGAGCCAGCUCAUUCACCAGAACCAAUCGGAACUCCAGCUGAAAGUGAGAAAUCAACUCAUCAUGUUGUUGAGAAAACUACCACGACUACAGUAACCCGCGAGUUCUACGAUAAUCAAGAAGAGCCAGAACACCGAGAUGCUUCUCCAGUUCACGCUGAACAACCGUUUGAGCAAGAUGAAGCCGCAGUUUCAGGAUCACCAAUUCCAUCCGAGAGAUUUGUUCAACAAUCAGAGUCUCCUGUUGCUGAGAGGCAUUCACCGGUACCAUCGGAGCCGAUCUCUGAGAAGGAUGCUCAUCACGUUUCUGAAACCACCACAACAACUACAGUAACCCGUGAAUAUUAUGAGGAUGAACCAGAAAAUCACUCCCCUGCUCCAUCUUCUCAUGUUGAAUCUGAACAUCAAAUCGCCGAGUUUCCAGCUGUUUCGGAGAAAGAACUUCCUCAUGUAGUCGAGACUACCACAACGACUACAGUGACUCGUGAAUAUGAAGAAGAAGAACCAGAACAUCCUCAAGAACAUCCAGUGGAGUCUUACUCUCCAGUUCUACCAUCUCAUGAGUUGGAGCAUCGUCCAGUACCAGAAUCUCCUGUUGCUUCUGAGAAGGAAUUCACUUCGGAGACCAAGUUGACUCGAGAUUCUCCAGCUGCCCAAUACUUCCACGAGGAACCAGAACAUCAAACCGAAUCUCCAAUUCCAACUGAACAAGCCCCACUUCUCUCCGAACAACAACAACAACCAGAAUCUGGAGAUGAAAGUGAUGGAGAAGGAUUCGGAAGCAAGGUUCUUGGAUUCGCAAAGAAAGCUGGAAUGGUUGCCGGUGGAGUUGUUGCUGCUCCAGUUGCUCUUGCUGCUGUUGGAGCCAAGGCUGCCUAUGAUGCACUCAAAAAGGAGAGUGAUGAGGAGGACCAAGAAGAGCAUGAAGCUCUGCUUGGAGAUGUUCGUGAGCAAAGAUCGGCUGGAUCACCAUUGAGAUCGGAGGUCCAAUACGAGCAGUUCCAUGAACAAAAGUUCGGAAAAUCUCCAGAAACAUCUGAGAAACCAAUUGCUCAGGAGUUCCCCGAAUCGCCUGUGAAAUCUCAACCUGUCCAUGAGGAAGAUAGAGAAUCGCUCAAAUCACCAACUGAAAGCGAAAAGUCCUUCAGACAAACAGUUGAAGCCACCGCCACUACCAUUCAUCAAAAGUUCGAGGAUGAUUCAACUCCUGCAUCUCCAUCUCAUUCACACAAGGAAGAUAUCCGUCAGUUCCAAGAUGAGAAAUCACCAGAAUUAUCUGGAAGAGAAAGUGAGAAGGAACACGAACAUGAGCCAGAGACGGAAGCACAGUUGGAGCGAGAGGGAUCUUAUUCACCAAGAUACUCUCCAAAAUCUCCACGAGGAUCUUUGGCAGAAUCAGAUUAUGAAAGCCGUCCGGUUAAAGAAGAAGUGGUUGCAGAAGAACAACUCAAGCCAGAAGAGGAGUCAGAAAAACAAGCUGCGUCUCCUGUGCCAUCAGAAGAAGGUUCCACGAAGUUCAUUGAGACCACAACAACCACUACUGUAACUGAGGAACGAUAUGAACCAGAAGAGUCGCAUUCUCCAACUCAUGACCAGGAAGGACCACAAUCACCAGUUCCAUCUGAAGAAGAUGUUCAUGGUUACGUGAAGACUGCGACCACCACAACGACAGUAACCCGUGAGCACUUCGAGCCAGAAGACGAACCAACUGAAGAGCAUAUCGUUGGACCCGAGGAAUACCAAACUGGAUCUCCUGUUCCAUCUGAGAAUGAUUCUCAAAGAAUAGUCGAGACCACUACGACUACAACUGUGACUCGCGAACACUUAGAACCAGAAGAUGAGCCAUCCCAUAUUGUUGAAUCUCAGCAAUACUCUCCAUCUAGAUCUCCAGUUCCAUCAGAGAAGUCUGAAGGUCACGUCAUCGAAACCACCACCACGACCACUGUCACUCGUGAACAUGUUGAGCCAGAGGAACAUGACUAUUCUGGAGAGCAAUCGCCAGUUGGAGCUGCUCAGCGAUUUGAAACACACUCACCAGUUCCAUCCGAGGAAGACAUCCAUGGAUACGUGAAGACUACCACUACAACAACUACAGUAACUCGUGAGCACGUUGAACGAGAAGACGACCAAGAGCGUGUCAUCCAAUCCGAGGAGUAUGCAGCUGAAUCUCCAGUACCAUCCGACGCCGAUUCUCAAAGAAAUAUCGAGACUACUACCACAACAACUGUGACUCGUGAACAAUUUGAUCGAGAGUCUCCAAUCCAAUCAGAGCAACAAUUCGAAGAUUACCAGCAUCAAUAUUCGGAAGAACCAGCGAUCCCACCAUACCAGCAACCAGCAGAGUAUGGACGAGUCGACUCUCACGACGCUCCAGCGUCUCCAUCUCCAUCAGUUGAGUCUACAGUUCGAACAUCUGGAUUUGAUCAUCCAGAAGAUUCCGAGAGACUCUCGGAACCAGCUCAGUCUCCAGAAGUCCAUGACACCGAACAAGGGUACCACCAUGAUGAACCACGAUUCACCGAAACCUCACUAACUCAAGAUUCGCCAGCUGUCCAAUACUUCCAUGAACAACCAGAGCAUCAAACCGAAUCUCCAAUUCAAACUGACAGAGCUCCACUUCUCUCCGAACAACAACAACCAGAAUCUGGAGAUGAAAGUGAUGGAGAAGGAUUCGGAAGCAAGGUUCUUGGAUUCGCAAAGAAAGCUGGAAUGGUUGCCGGAGGAGUUGUUGCUGCUCCAGUUGCUCUUGCUGCUGUUGGAGCCAAGGCUGCUUAUGAUGCCCUCAAGAAGGAUAGUGAUGAGGAAGACCAAGAAGAGCAAGAAGCUCUGCUUGGAGAUGUUCGUGAGCAAAGAUCGGCUGGAUCCCCAUUGAGAUCGGAAGUCCAAUACGAGCAGUUCCAUGAACAAAGAUUAGGAGAAUCUCCAGAACCAUCUGAGAAGCUAGCAGAAGAACCAACUACCGAGGAAGCUCAACCUGUACAUCCUGUAUCCGAUGAAGAGUCAGCAUCUGACAUUGAACCAUCCCAUCCAGAAGCAGACUCGGAACAAAGUCAUCAUUACACGGAAACCAUCAGAAAGACUACAGUAACCCGUGAAUAUCUUGAUGACAAUGAAACUCGAGCAUUGGAAUCUCACGCCGAGUCGGAACAACCAGUUCUCAAAUCACCAACUGAACAAGUUGUGGAGACGACGACCACAGUUAUCCGUCAUUAUCACGAUGAGCCAAAGCCAGAAGAGGAGAGUGAAGAAAAGACCACUCCAGAAGAAGUCACUGUUCUUCGUGAAGUGUAUGAAGCACCAGACGGAGACGAGCCAGAGCAUCAUUACAUUGAGACAAAGACCACGACAACCAUCACAAAGGAGGUCUACGAACCAGAAUCUUCUGAAGUUCCAGAAUCACCAAACGAUUCUGAACAACAAUUUUCAGUUGGUGAGACUCGAUUCGAAGAACCACAUUCUGGAGAUACGACAAUCACAACAGUGACUCGCGAACUCUACGAAGAACCAGAAGGAGUUCGACCACCAUCUGGAUCAGAAGCUGAUGAUGAAUCUUAUGCACCAAGAUACUUGGAGACUACAACAACAACUACUGUCACUCGGGAGUAUGAAGUUUCGGAAGAUGAGGAAGAAGGAGGCCAAUCGGCUGCUGAGCAAAAGAGAGAGGGAUCACCAACACCUUCCGAAGAGUCUGUUACUCGAGUUGUUGAGAAGACAACCACUACUGUGACUGAGGAACGAUAUGAACCAGAAGAGUCGCAUUCUCCAGCUCACUCCCAUGACCAGGAAGGACCACAAUCCCCAGUACCAUCAGAAGAAGAUGUUCAUGGUUAUUUGAAGACCACGACCACCACAACUACAGUAACUCGUGAGCACUUUGAACCGGAAGACGAGCCAACUGAAGAGCAAUUCGUUGAAUCCGAGAAGUACCCAGCUGAAUAUCCUGCCCCAUCUGAGUCUGAUUCUCAUAAAAUCAUCGAGACCACCACGACUACAACUGUCACUCGCGAACAAUUCGAGCCAGAAGAUGAGCCAUCCCAUGUUGUUGAAUCUCAGCAAUACUCUCCAUGUAGAUCUCCAGUCCCAUCCGAGAAGUCUGAAGGUCACGUCAUCGAAACCACCACCACGACCACUGUCACUCGUGAACAUGUUGAGCCAGAGGAACAUGACUAUUCUGGAGAGCAAUCGCCAGUUGGAGCUGCUCAGCAAUUUGAAACACACUCACCAGUUCCAUCCGAGGAAGACAUCCAUGGGUACGUGAAGACUACUACCACUACGACUACAGUAACUCGUGAGCACGUCGAAUCAAAAGACGACCAAGAGCAUGUCAUACGAUCCGAGGAGUAUGCGGCAGAAUCCCCAGUACCAUCCGAAUCUGAUUCUCAGAGAAUCAUCGAGACCACCACGACUACAACUGUGACUCGCGAACACUUUGAACCAGAAGAUGAGCCAUCCCAUGUUGUUGAAUCUCAGCAAUACUCUCCAUCUCGAUCUCCAGUUCCAUCAGAGAAAUCAACUGGAUAUGUUACUGAAGCUGCAACCACCACUAAUGUAGCACACCAGCCGGAAGAGCCAGAGUACCAUCACGAUGAACCACGAUUCACCGAAACCUCAAUGACUCAAGAUUCGCCAGCUGUCCAAUACUUCCAUGAACAACCAGAGCAUCAAACCGAGGCUCCAAUUCAAACUGACAGAGCUCCACUUCUCUCCGAACAACAACAACCAGAAUCUGGAGAUGAAAGUGAUGGAGAAGGAUUCGGAAGCAAGGUUCUUGGAUUCGCAAAGAAAGCUGGAAUGGUUGCCGGAGGAGUUGUUGCUGCUCCAGUUGCUCUUGCUGCUGUUGGAGCCAAGGCUGCUUAUGAUGCCCUCAAAAAAGAUAGUGAUGAAGAAGAUCAGGAAGAACAAGAAGCUCUUCUUGGAGAUGUUCGUGAACGUCGUGCCGUUGACUCCGAGACCCAAGAACCAGCAGCUACCUUCUACGAGCCAGAAGAGGAGGACAAAGUUCCCACUUCUUCACCAAAGGAACAAGAACCCAAGAUUGUGUUCCCAGCGGAUUCUCCAGCUGACCAAUAUGUGCAAGAAAAACAGGCAUUUGAAUCGGAAGUUCAAGCUGAAGGACCAUUCAUCAUUGAAUCAGAAGAUUAUGAACAAUCAGUUCAACAAGAGCAACGUAUCAGUUCUCCAGCUCACUCGGAUUCUGGCGAUGUGCAAACAACACCACAACAAGAUCCAGAAACUGAAGAAGAGGAGACUCCAAGACUUGCGGAGAAUCCAGAAUCAGAUGCUCCAUAUGUCAUUGACUCCGAGGAAUACGAAUUUAACAGUCGCGAAGAGCAAAGAAUUCAAUCUCCUGCUCAUUCGGAUGAUGAAGAGCCAGAAGCUUACGGAGCUGAAGAUCAAAACAACGAGCAAGAAGAUCCAAGUAUCGUUGAGUCCGAAGAGUACACUGGAUCUGGACAAGCGUCUCCAAGGCCAUUCGAAGAAUCUACAACGACUACCGUCAUCAGUGUUCAUCAUGAACCAGCUGCGAUUCCAGAGCUGGAAGUUGAUGAGAAAGAACUGGAACAAGAUCGAUCGAUCAUUGAAUCUGGAGAAUACUCUUCUGAAGAUCCACUUCCACCAACAUCAAUCUCAAAUGUCGAGCACGUGAAAACAUCUCAAGAGGAAGAAUACACACCAGAGUAUCCAACUACAGUAGAAUCAGUGAUCAGUGACAGCUUCGAAUAUAGACAGGAUCCUUCUGAUCCUUUUGUCGUCGAAUCCGAGGAAUACACCAGAUCGUCUCCAAUCGGCUAUGAGCGUCCGGAAUCUCCAUCCGGAACCCCAGUUCAACCCCAGGAAGAUGAGGAUUCCCAUGUCAUUGAAUCACAACUAUACACUGGAUCUCCAGUUCCAUCAGAAGAGUCCGUUCAACAUGUUGUUGAGAAGAUCACAACGACUACAACAACCGAAGAACAUUUCGAACCAGAAGAAUCAAAUGUUGACGUUCAAGAGUAUGUCAAGACCACCACAACGACGACUACUGUCACUCAAGAGCACUUCGAGCCAGAAGAGGAGAAACAUGUUGUAGAAUCGGAAGAUUACGGCAAAGAAUCUCCAGUUCCAUCUGAUGAAGGAUCUGGCCGUGUCAUUGAAACGACUACAACCACCACCGUAACUCGGGAACACAUCGAGCCAGAAGAUGAGAUAUCUCACGUUGUUGAAUCACAGCAAUAUUCUCCAUCUGGAUCUCCAGUCCCAUCCGAGAAGUCUGAAGGUCACGUCAUCGAGACCACCACCACCACUACUGUCACCAGAGAACAUGUCGAGCCAGAAGAUCAACCAACCGAAGAGCAUCUUGUUGAAUCUCAAGAAUAUUCUGGUCCAGGAUCUCCAAUUCCAUCGGAGAAAUCAGUUGAACACGUCAUUGAGACAACAACUACCACAACAGUCACUCGUGAACAUGUUGAGCAUGAAGAUGACUUUGGACCAGUUCACACAGAAUUGGAGCAAGAAGAGAGAACUCAUUCCCCAAUUCAACCAGAAGAAGGUGUUCAUGGAUUCAUCAAGACAACGACUACAACAACUACAGUAACCCGAGAGCACUUUGAGCCAGAAGAUGAGCCAUCUCACGUUGUUGAAUCACAACAACACUCUCCAUCUGGAUCUCCAGUUCCAUCUGAGAAAUCAACUGGACAUGUCAUCGAAACUACCACCACGACUACUGAGCCAGAAGAAGAAGAGCGCCGAUUCUCAGCUGCACCAUCUGAAGGAGAGGUCUAUGAAUCCAUCAAGACCACAUCUGCGAUAACAUCUGAAAGCCACGCUGAUCGAGAACACUAUCACAAGGAAGAUUCUGGAGAGGAAAGUGACGGAGAAGGAUUCGGAAGCAAGGUUCUUGGAUUCGCAAAGAAGGCUGGAAUGGUUGCCGGAGGAGUUGUUGCUGCUCCAGUUGCUCUUGCUGCUGUCGGAGCCAAGGCUGCUUAUGAUGCACUCAAGAAAGAUAGUGAUGAUGAGGGAGAGCAUGAACAAGUUCACUACGAAUCUGCUGAACUCAAAAAGGAAGUUCCAUCAAUCCAAACCCAUCAAGACGAGUCUGAAGGUGAUUCUGAAGGAUCCUUCGUUGAUCAUGGAGAGGAUAGCCAGCGUCUUCCAUCUCAAUCUACCGAGGCUGCUUUCAAUCUGUCCACAGAAGACGUUGCGGAACAAACUGCCGAGAAACUCGUCUCUGAAGUUUUCAGUCCACUUGACAGAACCUUGAUUGAAUCUGAACAAUACCGUGCUUCAAUUGAGUCUCUCAACCGUCGUUCCCCAGUUCAAAAGAAAAAGAGCGUUGAAGAUUUGGCAUCAGAGGCACUUCAAAAUGUCACCAAGAUCAGUUUCGGACAUGCCGAUGAAUCAGAUGACAAGCACGACGAUGAUCAAGACGAAGAGUGGAAGGUCUACGAUCGUCAUGGAGAAAUUCUGGAAGAGUUCUCGACUCAACUAACAGAUGACGUCAUUCAAGAAGCUGAAGGAGAUGCUACCACUCAGAUUAUGAUGACUCAGGCUGAGUAUUCUCCAAGAAGAUCCAAAUUCUUGAAGCAAGAAAGUUGCCAAGAGAUUUCGAAUGAACCAGAAGUUGAUUAUUAUUCCGACCUCCAGGAGAAACUCAAUAUCUUGGCAGGAGAGAAAAACAAUCUUCAUGCUCUCGUUGAAGAAGAACCAUCAUCCAGUGCUUCGGAUCAACUCGAUGUGAUCCAUGAGUCUGAUCAAGAAGCUCAUUUGGAAAAAGAGGAACAACUGGAAGCAGCUGCGCAGAAAGCACAGGAAGAGAAGGAAGAAGCUGCUGAGAUCACUGCUACCAAUUUAGUAGAGGAAGUACUCCAACAAGUUGUUCAUGAAAUCAAAGAAGAUGAUGACGAUCAGAGAACCAUGACUUCCGAUGCUUACUUGACGGCUACAGAGAAAGACGAUCAAGAGUAUGACACUUGUGUAACAUCUCAGGACGACACGUAUGAAUCCGCCCAAGGCUGGACUUCUCAAGAUUCAGAAUACACAACUGCGACCAGCCAAGCGCCAAGUCGUCUUAGCGAUUCCGAAGGAGAGCACACCGCCCGUGAUCUAGAACGCCAAGAGACGUCGACUCCACAAGCGAUGAUUUCGCCUGUGGAUUCUGACCGUCAAUUUACAGCUCAACAAGAUUUCGAAAUGCCUGUUAUCAAGGCUUUCGAUGCAGACGAUUUCUUGCAAACCACAGCUAGAUCCACACCAGAUGUUGCUCUUCAGGUAACCAUCGAGGAAGAGGACGAGAGUGAUGAUAAGCUGCCAAUCAGUCCAAGUGGUAUUCUGUUGCCACCGAAACAUGACCCAGGACGUCCAAUCUCACCAGUGCCACCAAGAAAAUCCGACGCAACAAUGCAGAAGGAAGGAGAUCAUUUCGUUUUUGUCCGAGAAGAGGAUACCAUAGCUGAACCAACACCACCACCACAACAAUAUCACGAUGAUGAGCUAGUCAGAAAAACACCAGAUGAAACUUUAACCCAAAUCACCACUGAAGCCGUGCCGCAGUUAGAAGAAGAAACGGAGAUGAGGCGACAGGAGACCGAACGCAUCCAUAGUUUAGCCAUGGAGGCGUCGUCCGAUCUCGGAAAUAGCGAGUCUUCACGUUACUCGCGACAGCUAUCGGACCUGUCGUCGUCGGCGGAAAGCCAUGCGGACACUGUGAUUCGGGUGGAGAGUGAGAGAAGCGGAUCGAGUGAUUCGUUGGAAGUUGUGAGUGUUAUCAGUGCUGGAAAGGAUGCACAAACGUCAGAGAAGUCGUUAACACCAGAAGAACCGGAGAAACCAGUCCAGGAGGAGCAGAAAGAACAUCACGAAGAUGAUCAUCCACACCAAGAAGCAGAAGACCUUGGAUUCGAAGUCUACGAUGCAGAUACUGAAGAGCAGGAACCACAGCAGUCGCUGGAAGAAUUGGAAACCGUUGAAGAAGAACCAGAAGAUUCUGAUUCCUUGAACGAAGGUGGAAACCAUUCAUCUGGACACUCAUCCGUAGGAGUGCCAGCUGACACUCUUGCUAUGAUUGGAAAAUAUCGUCAUCAAUCCAGCGAUAAUCUCUCUUUGACUUCUCUUCAAGAAUUCGAACGACUUGAGAGAGAAGUUGGAGCCCGGGGAGAUGGACCAUUGACAAGAUCCGAAAUUGAAUUGCUUGUUGCCGGAAGAUUGAACAAGUCUGGAGAAGGAUCAGUCAGCUCUCUUGCUGAAUUCGAACGACUCGAAAAGGAGAUGACCGAAAAUCAAUCACCACCAGAAGACGUCAUGAUGCUUUCGGAUAUCCGCGAGGAAUCAGAAGCCGAAGACAUGAGUACCAGAGGAGACGAUGAGGAAGACAUUGGAGGAAGUGACACCGAAUUGAAGAGUCGACCAGUUCAAGACGAGGAUCUUCGAGUCGUCACUCCAGUCGCUCCAUCACCAACCGACUCUCUCGAGCACGCAUUGGAUCCAGUCCAGAUGCAAUAUCUUGAGACAAGCACCGAUUCAUUGGAACCAACAUUCCAAGAAAUCGAAGUAGAACAACGACCAGAUAGUGUGGAAGAUACAUCACUCACUGAGUAUGAGAUGGUUCCACGUGUCAUGGAGGCCAGUACAACAGACUCGUUAGACGGAACCGCAACUAUCGAGAAGGUAUGGAUGGAAUGUGUUAUAAAAUCUAACUUGUUUUAUUUCCAGGACUCUGUACUCGAGGGCGCCAGUCAAGGAAUCGAAUCUACUCAAUCCACACACGGUCUUCUCUCCGGAGACACUAUGGGAACAGUGGUCACCGACGAUGACAGAGAUUCAUUGGAUGGAGAAGUAUCCAGUAUGCUCCAAUCCUAUCCAACAACUCUGACUACUUUCCAAACCACCGUGGUCGGACCGGACGGCUCACUUCAGACGAUUUCCCGGCGUGUUGAGACUAGGGUAAAUAAUAGAGGAGAAGCUCAAAAAUUAAAGGAAAUAUUAUUUCAGGUCACUGAUCCAUUGGUCUCUCAUGUCACCUUCACUGGAACGGAAAGCCAAGAACGUCUUGAUCAACUGCCGGAUGAUGAACAAUUCGAGACAGUGGACACCGAGGGAAAUGUGACAAGAACCACAUUCCAUCGGGAGCACGACCAGCAACAUCCACAAUUUUAA
This is a messenger RNA of Caenorhabditis briggsae, 15714 nucleotides long. The transcript has 2 exons. Gene Ontology annotation, biological process: positive regulation of mitochondrial fission; mitochondrion organization. Bases 1 to 15714 code for a protein of 5237 amino acids. Lineage: Eukaryota; Metazoa; Nematoda; Chromadorea; Rhabditida; Rhabditidae. Gene Ontology annotation, cellular component: mitochondrial outer membrane. The record is from RefSeq and is a predicted model, not a curated record.